AUGCUUUUCAUGCAUUUCUUUCUUUCUUUUUUUCUUUCUUUCUUUCUUUCUUUCUUUCUUUCUAUUCACAUCACUUCUUUCUUUCUUUCUUUCUUUCUUUCUUUCUUUCUUUUAUUUCGUGCUCAUAUCUUCGCAUGGCAUCUAAGUCUUCUCUCUGCUGCACGAUAUGAUGACAGUCAUUUUCAUGACAAACUUUUGUCUUUUCCCGGCUGCAUAAUAUUCAAUAACUUAAGUUAUUCUUCGCUACACCUUGUCCGCGGAACAGUCUGUUCACACCUACCGAUCUAUUUGAACUACUGUUUAUUUCUCUCUCUCUCCCUCCCCUUAUCACUCUACUUUUCAUUUUUAUACGUAUUUCAAUCUUUCUGUCGUUUACAUAUCUGUGACUAUUGUCGUUUCGCAAUCCCUUUUCGUAUUAUCUAUCUGUGCACCUAUCAAACAUUCGAUUCCUUUUUUCAUUCCACGUUAUCUAUCAGUCUACGAAUAUCGGCAUCGAUCUAUUUAGUCAAUCCCUUUUGUCGCCUCUGCAAGUGCCUACUUACACGCCUCUUCACCAUCACCGUCAUUCGCAUUUCUUUCUUAAAACAUCCUUCUUUCCCACUCUCUUUAUCUCGCUUACCUCCUUCCUCUUCUACUCUUCCUACUUUUUACAAUCCCCAUCCUUCCUAA
Messenger RNA from Acanthosepion pharaonis, 669 nucleotides. The record is from the annotation of a GenBank genome assembly. NCBI's taxonomy places the organism in Eukaryota, Metazoa, Mollusca, Cephalopoda, Sepiida, Sepiidae.